UCGACUCGUGCUGAAGAAAGGUGCGAAGCCAACUAUUUUCAACAGACCACGGCCAUGCUUAAGUGCAAGUUCGACAAGUUCAGAGCACCCCACACCCUCCACAAGUGGACAGACUGUGCACAUGAGGUCUGCAUUUGCCAAAAGGGAAAGGAAGAGGACAAUAGAUCAGAUCAUGGCCAGUACGACUACGGCAUCAGUGGCGGAUGCGGUGGAUGAACCAAUGGCAAUGGCACUAGAUUUGCCUGAUGAGGAGGGCAAUCAAGAUCAGGGAAAUACAAGAGAACAAGGAUGCCAGACGGACUGGGUACCGAUUGGGAGAGCACCAACAGCAAUGACCAGUAGCAAGAGCACCCAAACAGGGAAAAUACAUCAUAGAUCAAAGGGACACCAGGUGACCCCAGAGAUCCUCGAGAGGGUUAGAGCUCGGCUGGCCAGGGUUAGUGAAGUCCCAUCGUCAAGUGUAGCAGCUCCAUCUGACAGCCCCGAGAUGCAGACUAACAUAGCAACUCCAGGUGCUCCUGCAUUGUUUGAUGUAGGACCAGCAUCAAGUCCCACUGCGCCUUUUGUUAGUGGUUCUUCCGAUGACAGCUAUGUGCCGAGUGAGUCAUCGACAUCGGAUCCGUGUCAAUCUGACGGGUCGCCAGAUCGCCCACGUACUCACCAGAUGCGUGAAGAGGGCUGCCACAAGGAACCGAAGUACAUCAUCUUUGAGUCGUGCCUCCAGAGUCUCGUCAAGUGGUGUCACCGUCCAGUCUGUGGCAGCCAGGACAUAAGCCCUUCUUGGGAUUCAAACGGUACACAGCUGACCAUGACUCUUCAAUGUGCAUCAUGUGACCAGAGGAGUAGUUGGAGCAGCCAGCCAAACAUUGGCCCUUAUGCCGCGGGCAACAUCCUGCUAUCUGCUGGCAUCCUCUUCGCUGGCGCAUCUUCUGGAAAGGUGUUGCAAGUGCUGAACAGCAUUGGAGUGGUCACGUAUGUGAAGAGGACAUUUUUCAACCACCAGGAGCUCAUCCUGCAGCCAGCCAUCAAAAAGGUGUGGGAGGAACAGCAACGGACGCACCUCACCAUGCUGCAAGUGGAAGGCCGACCCCUCGUCCUUGGUGGUGAUGGGUGAGCAGACAGUCCGGGACACAGUGCCAAGUUUGGUACCUACACCACAAUGGAGCUUGUGGCCAAUGUGGUUCUCGACCUUCAGGUUGUACAGAGCAACGAAUGUCUUGGCAGCUACCAUAUGGAGAUGGAAGGACUGAAGAGGAUGGUGGAGCUGCUGAUCAGCUGGGACCUGGAUGUCGGGGUGCUGGUGACAGACCGACACAGACAGAUCGCUAAAUGGAUUCGCGAAAA
This is a messenger RNA of Entelurus aequoreus (snake pipefish), 1344 nucleotides long. RefSeq lists its product as uncharacterized. The record is from RefSeq and is a predicted model, not a curated record. Lineage: Eukaryota; Metazoa; Chordata; Actinopteri; Syngnathiformes; Syngnathidae. The transcript has 5 exons. The coding region runs from base 122 to 1114 and encodes 330 amino acids.